Messenger RNA from Mercenaria mercenaria, 5334 nucleotides. RefSeq names its product 3-[(3aS,4S,7aS)-7a-methyl-1,5-dioxo-octahydro-1H-inden-4-yl]propanoyl:CoA ligase-like. The transcript is spliced from 5 exons. Lineage: Eukaryota; Metazoa; Mollusca; Bivalvia; Venerida; Veneridae. The record is from RefSeq and is a predicted model, not a curated record. Bases 216 to 1865 code for a protein of 549 amino acids.
CUCUUUAAUGGAGUUCAAUGUCUUUACAUGUGAAAAAGUAAGCGAACCAGAAAAGUUCAAAUAUUUUCAACGCAAGUAGGUUCUUUAAAAUUGUGAAUACUUCGAAGUGAAAAUAUUUUUCUAUUUGGAUAUAGGUUACGGAUGAAAUAGGAUAUAAAAUAUUUUUCGAAACUUCGAAGAUUUUGCUAGAUAAUUGCGACGGAAACCUCUUCAGAAUGGACAACACUCUUAGUUACGAAAAUACUCCGACUUCAAGUGAGUACAAGUAUAAAACCUACAUGCAGAUGAUCGCACAUUGGGCACAGUUGUAUCCAAACAAAGAAGCGUUUGUAGAAUACAACGCAAAAGCAGAGAGACAUUCUAUAACCUGCCAAGAGUUGUUGGAAAAAAGUAAAUCUUUUGGGUGGUAUGUGGCCAGUAUUGGAAUCCAAAAAGGUGAUAUGGUUGCGUUCUGUAUGGACAACUCCUUGAACAUGCUUAUUGCAAUGUUUGGUGUACAGUUUGCUGGAGGAAUACCUUUUUCAACUUUGCAAAGUAGAGCGGACGGGUAUGACGUCGUGAAGACUAUUCGUGGCCAAAAUUCCAAACUGCUUAUAAUGGACGCUAAGCAAGGGGAACACAGCUGGCAUCUGUUAGAGAACAUUCAGUCAUCUCAAGAUGUUUUCUGUCUUCUUGACGUCGUCUACAAUAACAAAUCCUCUGAACUGAUUCAUUUCCACUUUAAAGAAAAAGACAGUCAUGUUAUCAGUUUAACAAAUACGCCAGAAGUACAACUUCCAGAUGCGUAUCCUGAAGACUUGGCUAUGUAUUUCGAAACAUCCGGCAGCACCGGUGAACCAAAAUUGGUAGGGCAUGCUCAUUUUGGAUUUCCCGGUAGUACGUAUCUACUCAAAGACUGCCUUGAAAUAGACAGCCAGUCCAGAUAUUUCUGCGACAGGCCGCUUGGAUGGAGUGGAGGCGCUCCCAGUAUGUUCUUCAACUUUGGAGCAACUCGAGUGAUACUGAACAGUUCUUUAUCGAUUCAUACAAACAAUAUAGAUUUCCUGUCCGAUGUCAUAUACAAAGAAAAGUGCACACACGUGUAUCUACCUGGAUAUCUUGUCUCGGAUCUUCUUAGAAGUCGUGGAAAUAAGCCCAAAUUUUCUUCUGUCAAAGUUAUCAGUUAUUUCUCAGAAAGAUUCUCAAAGCAUUAUUCAGCAAUUCUAAACCGUUUUUGUGAGAAACUGGUCAUCUGUUAUGGAUCCACAGAGACAGGCGAUGUAUCAACUUUUUCCUCUUAUAGUUCUGAAGAGUAUGAGGAUGGACUUAUCGGGAAACCGUUACCAGGAAUUGAGAUGAAACUUGUUGACAGACAUGGCAAUAUUGUGCCACGGGGACAGGAAGGAGAGUUGCUUGUCAGGAGCGUUUAUAGAUUUCUAGAGUACAAAGAUAUGCAGGAAAAAUUUCUAGAUACAGUUGACAAACGAAACUGGCUUCACACUGGUGAUGUGGCGCAUAUACGAGAAGACGGCAACUUUAUAUUACAUGGACGGACAAGCGAACUAAUGUCUGUUGGUACUGUAAAGAUCUUUCCUCAAGAAGUUGAAAAAAUCUUAAUCAGUUGCUCAGAAGUAGAGGCCGUGGUAGUCGUACCGGUUCCUGACGAAAGAUUACACCAUGCCAUUUGCGCAUGCAUCUUGCUAUCGAAGACAAAGAGUGUGGGCGUAAAGGAUAUGCACACAUAUUUCGACCAUCUGUGGACUGACGCCGCUUAUAACAAGCCGAAGUAUUAUUUUGCAUUUGAGACAUUUCCGAGAAAUUCAAAUGGUAAAAUUGACAGGAAACGAAUUGCAAUGAUAGCUUCUUCACAACUGAAUCUUUGUUGAAAAGGACGUAAAAAAAUACACACAAAUCAGAUCACCUGUGAAAAGCAAUUUUCCUGACAUUUGCCGUCCUUUUGUGUCCUUAUUUCAUUGCCACAAACCUACGAGAACACAUCAGUGUGUUGUCCUUUCGUGUCUUUACCUUCCGUAACAUAUGCAUAGAGAAAUAACAUCUAACAUGACGAGCUCUUUAUGUUAAGUAAUUUUACAAGUGAAAAAAAUAUAAUAAUACUGCAGAAAAAGGAUCAGCAUAUGUACGGAUGCGUUGUUAGCUCGUCUGAGUUCUGAAAACUAGGUAAAGUUGUCAUUUGAUCGUCGGUGUCAGCGUUAGUUUUUGUUUAGGUCUAACUUUUCUCAUACACUAUAAGAGAUAUAUCUUUAAAACUUUGCAUACUUGUUAUGAUUUUGUAGGUUAGGAAGUAUAUCAAGAACCAUAACUCUCGCUUGCAUUUUUCAAAAAGGACGACAUAUUACUAAAUUAAAUAUGUUUUAUGGCGAUGACACUAUGACACGAAAGAACGACAAAUUGUCGACUUUCACUUUAUCGCCUUGUAAAAAAUAAAACUAUCGUUAAUUAUUAAAACUUAGCUUGCAAAAUAUGCAAGUUCUCAAAUGAAAAUUAAUAAUCAGUCCAUUAUCUUUACUUUCUUUUUUUAGUGGUGAAAUUUAACAACUCUUAUUUCACGCUUAGUAUUGUUUUGAUUGUUAUAUCAUGGGCUAUUGUUUCUCGCCGAUUCUCAUUCACUUCUACUGUUUUUGUUUAUCCUCACGUCCUGUUCCAUCUAGAGUGCUUUCUGCCAAACAUCUUAUGCUUCCUUUCGUCAUUCCACGACUAUUCUAUCUCACUUAUUUGUCGUUAUGUCCUUAGGAGUAAAGAAAUAGGAGCAUUGAGAAUGGCGCUUGGACUGCAUCAUUUUCGGGUGUACGUUAAUGUUCAUAUUUAACGUUUUUGCUACAAUUUUUGUUCGACUCUGUCUACAUACGUUAAUGUUUUAUGGCGUAACUUUAUUUUAAGUUACACCUUAAUAUCUUAGCCAUUUGUAGGUCGGCUUCAGAUUCACAUAUAUUGUAAGUCGCGCUCAUUUUAGGUAUCUCGAAGAUACCUUGAUGAUUAAAUGUAGACUAGUUAAUUGUUUUAAUACAUGUAAUAUGACAGAAUGCAAUCACGAAACCUACUCGAAUCUCACACAAUUAAAGUACUCUAAUUAACAAAUACUGUAGUACAGUAAUAUAGUGAGAUUCAGGAGUUAAUCAUUCACCACCAGAUAUUAGUGAUUACACUAAUUAUAUUAAGAAUCACUGAGGUAUUUUUUAUAAUACUCUUGAAUUUCCAAUGAAUGGUUUAAGUUAUAUAGUUCCCAGAAAAUAUUGGAGAAUUAUGAGGUGCAGAUGGAAAAAUUCUAACGCUGAAGGCUUGAAAACGAAAAUCAUCACAUUGUUGUUCCCGGCGCUGACAACACUUCGUAUCUAUAUCAUGUUAACCAACCUGUGGACACCGAGUCAGACACUGACGCCAGGAUGAGUUUGACAGCUCUCCAUAUACUUUGUAUAGUCGAGCUGAAAAUGGUUAUUUUUCAUUCAGCAGUAGAUUACACACAUAUCGUGAUAUAUGCAUGUAGAGCGGAUGAAGUGGUACAGUUGUAAUACAAAGAAUGCUGUCUGAUCCACCAUAACUGUAACAUUUUUUGAAUAUGAUUUCAGAUAAAGAUUUAAGUUAUACAUACGCGUUUGUGCAUGUGUUUAAACAAUGUUUAUAAGUGGAAUUUCUUUACGAUUGACACAUAUAUAGAACUUUUUAGCUCAUCUCACACCGUAUUAUUGCAAAGAUAAAGCCUGUACUAAAAUGACAAGGUAGUGCUGCUGUAGUAACAGUACUUGUAGAUGACAAUAUAGCUGAGCUUGCCUAGACCCAGUUGUUCAAAACUUUAACAGGCGAUUAAGCUAACAGUCGAUUAACUUUUACAGUUAUAUUUCGACAUUUUAGAACACUUUGAAAACCAAAUGUAUGAGUUAAUGAUUAUGAACACCAAAAUGUCUUUACAGUAAAACUAUUACAUCGUACUAGUGUUUCCCAUCAAGACUACUAUUUUGAGUCAAAAUUUAACAGGCGGUUAGUUUAACAGUCUGUCAAAGUUUCGAACAGCUGGUUAAUUUGCCAAUAACAAGAUAUAUCCUAACUAUCGAUAAUAGUUAAUAUUGUUGAUUUUCCUUGCUGACAUUUAUGAAUGUUAUACAAUUUCUCUUAUAAACAGAUAGUAGAAUUCAUCCAACUUUUGGUAAUAACGAUACUAUUGCACAAAGUCGUACUAAUGGUGAGAUAAUUUUCAUUAUCUGGUUACAUCUGUAUUGCCAUCCAGGAAUACAUAAUAAAAACAAGAAACGCGGCAAUGCCACGAAACCAGGUUUUUCAACACUUUUCAUAAGAAUAAACAAGAGUGCCAGAAUGUCACAAUAUACGCCCGUGACAGCAAAUUUCUUUACUCUAGCACCUGUAUCUGCAGAUGUAAUUUUAAUUUUGUGGUUGUUUAGUAAUCAUUGUAAUUCUUUUGUUUUUCUAAGUCCACAAGAAAACUCCUUACCAGGUAGAGAUACCUUAAAAUACAUCUAAAAUUAGAAAGUAACAACUAUGUUGUACCACAGAAAAGUGGUCUUGGUUUUUCCCUACGGUCAAUUAUAAAAAAGUUACAAUAUAAGUUAUUCAUAGUAACAACUAAGGGAAGUUAAUCUUAAAAAAAAAAAAAAAAAAAAAAAAAAAAAAAAAAAAAAUUGUAAGUCCACACAGAAAUCCUUACCAGGUAGAGAUUGGUCAAAAUACACCUCAAAAUUGGAUGUAACAUGCAUGUUGUACUAUAGAAAAGUGGUCUCGAUUUUUCCCUACGUCUAGUAAUGAAAAAGUUACAAUAUAAGCUAUUUAUAGUAACAACAAAGGGAAGUAAUUCUAAAGAAGGGAACUGCGCAAGUCACUUCGUCUCAUGAUGGUGUAUAAUUGUGCCAAGUUACAUCAAAAUCCCUCUAUGCAUGAAGAAGAUAUGCUCCGGACAAAGUUUCCAUUCUCGUAUCCUUUGACCUCUAAGUGUGACCUUGACCUUAGACCUAGGGACCUGGUUCUUGCGCAUGACACUCCGUCUCAUGAUGGUGAACAAUUGUGCCAACUUUCAUCAAAAUCCCUCCAUGCAUGUAGAAGAUAUGCUAACCCUAACCCUAACCUAACCCUAACCCUAUUUUUAGUAACAAUGACCUUGACCUUGAUCCCAGAAACCCCAAAAUCAAUCCCAAGCUACAACUUUAUAUAAGUUUUCUAUACACCAAGAUUCAUCAUGAUAGCUCAUUCCUAAGUUAAGUUAUUGACCGGAAAGCCUUUUUCUAUUUUAAGUAACAGUGACCUUGACCUUGACCUUGACCCCAGAAACCCCAAAAUCAAUCCCAGCCUUUGUCUUGAUAUAAGCUACAUACAUACCAAGUUCUAUUCAAA